UGAAUGGUUAUGUUGUAUGUUGAAAAAAGAUACAUGUUUUCGCUAUGUGAAUGGUUAUUGGUAUGAUUGAGGUGGUUUAAAUCCAUAAUUUUUAGGAAGCAAUAUCCAAACAAAUGGCAAAAAGGAUUAGGAUUAAUUGGAAGCAAGAAGGUGUUGAAAAAACCUUUCUUGAAGCAUGUGUUCAUGAAAUAACCGUUAAUGGUCGUGAAGGAAGCAGUCUUAAACAAGCGUCAUGGAAAACUGUAGCUGAAAAUUUGAAAACACAACAUAAUUUCAUAGUGGAACAACGUCAAAUGAAGAAUCACUAUGAUUUUCUAAAAGGAAAAUUUGCAGCUUGGUUAAAGCUUAAAAACAAAACCGGGAAUGUCUAUGAUCCAGUUACAAACAGCUUUAACUUGUCAGAAGAAGAGUGGCAAAUUGAGAUGAAGUCUAACAAGUAUGUAGAAGCUUUGAGAAGUGCGCCACUUGCUUUCCCCAAGCUUUGUUGUCAAUUGUUUGAGGGGUCUACUUCAAAUGGGUUUGAUAGUUGGGGGCCAAGUUCUACGCUUCCUCAUCCUUCCGAGGAAGUGAAUGAGCACAAUUUGGUUGGUAUGGAUGUCGAAUGCACUCAAGUGGAUUCCCCAGGUAAAGGUGUUAGUGAGGAGUCAAGUAUUCGGUCCCAAAAAAAAAGAAAAAGGAGAGAAACGAAAACAUAAGGCAACAUUAGAGUCACAGCUUAUAGAAGUUGGUGAAGAUAUUAGCAAGUUGGCAAAGAUGAUGAUUGAGAAACACACACUUUCUGAUGAUAUGGAUGCAUGUUUGGAGAAGUUGGAGACAUUGGGUUGGGAUGAGUCGGAUGCGAAAUACGAAACAGCGCUUUUGCUUUUUGGUGAGAGUGCCGAUCUUAGGAAACUGUGGGUACGUCUUAAGCCGCAGAAUUGUGAGAAAUGGGUUAAGAAUGCGGGAGCGAAGUAUGGAUUGUUUAACUAAUAUUGUGCUUUGAUUGUUUUUUUUUUUUUU
Messenger RNA from Helianthus annuus (common sunflower), 999 nucleotides. RefSeq names its product L10-interacting MYB domain-containing protein-like. Bases 114 to 695 code for a protein of 193 amino acids. NCBI's taxonomy places the organism in Eukaryota, Viridiplantae, Streptophyta, Magnoliopsida, Asterales, Asteraceae. The transcript is spliced from 2 exons. The record is from RefSeq and is a predicted model, not a curated record.